CACACACUUGCAUUAGACCAAUUCUCAUCUGUGUCAGUUACAAGGAAAGGGAUGGGAUUGUAGGGAGGAGGAAGGAAGAACAAAAAUGCUUACCAGACAACCUUCAUGUGCAGUUGUGCAUUAGUGUGGGGGGGGAGGAGAAGGGAGGAGAAGGGGGAGAGGGCGGCUGGCUGUGCUGGGCAGAGGAGAGAGGAGCAAAUGCAUUGCGGAGGGAGAGGAGGAGGAGGGCCUACAGCUAUUGUUCAUGUCCUCCCGUGAACAAAGGGCUCAUCUGGGUCCGUUUGUAAACCCACAGCAGGCUGCAGCCACUAACAAGGCCUCAUGCGGGACAACACAUAGCCGACUGACUCCCGCAAUCUCGGCUCUCUCGGUCUCAGCCCCGCGGCUCGGAGCACAUAUCGGUGCGUAUUGAUCCCCCGGAGGGACGCUGAGCAGCGGGCCUCUGCGUCGUUACGCACGGAGCGUACACACGGUCGAUCCCCGCAGAUCUGUAAACAUCCACCUCCUGGCUGGACUCCUCUUCAGGCUGUUCCUCCAAGUCAUUCAAGCUGUACUCCCCCAAGGAGCCCCCCAACGGUAGCACUUUUCCCCCUUUCCACCCCGGCACAAUGCUGGACAGAGACGUGGGUCCCACCCCAAUGUAUCCUCCCACAUACCUAGAGCCCGGAAUAGGGAGGCACACGCCAUAUGGCAACCAGACAGACUACAGAAUAUUUGAACUCAACAAACGACUACAGAACUGGACAGAGGAGUGUGAUAACCUGUGGUGGGACGCGUUUACUACAGAGUUCUUUGAAGAUGAUGCCAUGUUGACCAUUACGUUCUGUCUGGAGGAUGGGCCCAAACGUUACACAAUUGGCCGGACGUUGAUUCCAAGGUACUUCCGGAGUAUAUUCGAAGGCGGUGCCACUGAGCUCUACUAUGUGCUGAAACAUCCCAAGGAGUCCUUCCACAAUAACUUUGUCUCCCUUGACUGUGAUCAGUGCACCAUGGUCACCCAGAACGGAAAGCCCAUGUUCACACAGGUGUGUGUAGAAGGGCGCUUGUACCUGGAGUUCAUGUUUGACGACAUGAUGAGGAUAAAGACGUGGCACUUCAGCAUCAGACAACACCGUGAACUCAUCCCCCGCAGUAUACUGGCCAUGCAUGCCCAGGACCCACAGAUGCUGGACCAGCUGUCAAAAAACAUAACAAGAUGUGGCCUGUCGAACUCCACCCUUAACUACCUCCGACUGUGUGUGAUUCUGGAGCCCAUGCAGGAGCUGAUGUCCAGACACAAGACGUACAGCCUCAGCCCCAGAGACUGCCUCAAGACCUGCCUCUUCCAGAAAUGGCAGAGGAUGGUGGCACCACCAGCCGAGCCAUCAAGACAGGCGCCCAACAAAAGGCGGAAGCGUAAGAUGUCAGGUGGCAGCACCAUCAGCGGAGGAGGAGGAACUAAUAACAACAACAACAACAAAAAGAAGAGCCCAGGCAGUGGCUUCCCUCUGUCCAGCCAAGUCCCACUUAAUGCGUCUCCGCAGGACGUGAUGGUGGUGGGAGAGCCCACUCUGAUGGGAGGGGAGUUUGGAGACGAGGAUGAGCGUCUGAUCACACGGCUGGAGAACACGCAGUUCGACGCGGCCAACGGCAUCGACGACGAGGACAGCUUCAACAACUCCCCGGCGCUCGGCUCCAACUCGCCCUGGAACAACAAGGCCCCCUCCAGCCAGGAGAGCAAGAGCGACAACCCCACCUCACAGGCAUCGCAGUAGAGCUCAAGAGCCCCGCAACCUCAACACGAACCCCUCUCUGCCGAUCCUCAGACCCCUUCAAGACCCCGACGGCCACGAGUGCAACAGCAACAGUCCAUCACAUUCAGCACACACACACACACACACACACACACACACACACACACACACAGGCGGCCCGCGGGGGCUCGGCAUGUCUCAGAUAACGUCACUGAGUCAUUGCUGUGACUUCCUCCAUAUUCAGGCACUGUGUCCCACCUCUGUCUCCCUUUUCCUCAUCUCGCGCUACAAAAUGUCCCAUCUGCUCUCGAUAAAAAUGUUCAGUAUGAACAGCGACCGGGUAGACGUGACCAUUGGAGGCGCGGGGAUUUAAUCCAGGGUGAGAACUAUUCACACUAAACCAUCCAUACUGAAGUUGACAUGUAGGGAGGGGCAAGGCGGAGGUGAUGGUGGCAUCGGGGCUUCGAGAUGGUGGCGAGUUGCUUAGGGACCACUUGUCCACCUGUCCUCUAAACAUGGCUCUCAAUUCUGGUCUGCUCUGUCGAGGCACAAGUCACUGGUAAUAUUUGUUAAUAGAGUAUAUGUGUGUGUGUGUGUGCGCGUGUGUGAGAAAUGUGUGAGGAGCGAAAAAGAGGCAGUCUGAUCUUAUUUGUGGCUUUGCUGAAGCAGACGGACCAGAAUUUAGAGUCCGUGUGUAAAACCAUUGAAAUUCACACACUAGUAGGAGAGCUGAAAUGUGGCACUAGGGAAACAUAUAUAUACACACACAGAUACAUAAACAGACCGAUACAUAAACACAAGUCAGCAUAAUGAUUGAAGGAUUUUGAGUCCCCUAGUGCCGGAGCCAUCUCUGAUUAGACUACAAUGGAUGCGGUCUUUCAAACGGAGAGCAUUUACAACACACACACACACCGCACACAUGCACAUACACACAGUUACACAUUUUAAGAGUUUUUAUACAGUAUAUAUUUCCCUAGAAUGUUUUUUAAUUUGUAUUAAAACGCCUUCAUUUCAAUUGUUACUUUUUUAUUUUCUACCAAUACUGAAAAGCUACAGACCAAGGAGCAACACAGGACUUUUAUCCCUCCCCCCUCUAAAAUAUAUGGUUUUUAUCUUUUAUGUUUAUAAAAGAGAAAUAAUUUAGUGUGGAUGUUUUUAUUUUGUCUUUUUUCGUUCCUUUUUUUGGAGAUUUAAAUUUUUGUGUAUUUGUGCUUGUAUAUUUAAGGUAGUAGCAAAGUUCUGUCUGACUGUAAUAAAAUGUAUUCUUACUUAGAUUUACCUAAAGCCAUCCUGAUCUAAUGUAAAGAAACAAAAAUAGGAAAAAGGAGAAAAAACACUCAUGAACCCGUCCCCUCUAUCUUCCCUCCUGCUCUUUCCUCCUCCCUCCUUUUUAUAACUUGUGUAAAUUAAAUUACAAACCUCUGGGGUACAAUGGCACCAUGGAGAGAUCAUUCUACUGUUUUGUUUUUUUUUGUAUUUAUUUUGGAAAUUUUAGAAAUUCACACAUGUAUUUCAUCUAUACAGGAAGUGAUUUUUCACUUAACAUCACAAUUUUUUUGUUCUGCGACUUUCAACUUGAUGUCAAGUGAAUGAUUCAACUGGUGAAUUUCAUAUUUCAUCACUGGCUGAAACUGAUUUCUUUCCAUUAGUUUUUGUCUAAAUGGCCUUCAUUGGUGCAAUGUCUUUCAUAACCACCAGAAUGAUACCAUCAAUCAUCCAAACAUCUUCUAAAGCCAGCUUAUCAUUAAGUUCAGUCUUCAUAUUUGGUAGCAAUGCUGUCUGUAAAGUCUGAUGAAAAAACAGCUGAAGCUAGUUUGUUUUGUACAUUUCCAUUUCCUUACAGUUGAUUCCAGCAACAGUUAUGAGUUUGAAUGGUGACUUGUACCUUUUUCCAAUCCCUGUAGAAAAAUCAUUGUUUGAUAUAUAUUUUUUGAUUUGGUUAGUUUCUGCCCUUGAUAAUUAAUGUAUGGUACCAAUAAAAAGAUACAUUUUCACUUUAA
Molecule: messenger RNA, 3733 nt
Organism: Anoplopoma fimbria (sablefish)
Lineage: Eukaryota; Metazoa; Chordata; Actinopteri; Perciformes; Anoplopomatidae
Gene: ldb1b
Product: LIM-domain binding 1b
Exons: 11
Coding region: 609-1754 (381 amino acids)
Biological process (GO): positive regulation of transcription by RNA polymerase II; nervous system development; negative regulation of transcription by RNA polymerase II
Cellular component (GO): nucleus; transcription regulator complex
Molecular function (GO): LIM domain binding
Source: RefSeq, a predicted model, not a curated record